Plasmodium adleri (nom. inval.) is the source of this 7518-nucleotide messenger RNA. RefSeq names its product SET domain protein, putative. The coding region runs from base 1 to 7518 and encodes 2505 amino acids. Gene Ontology annotation, molecular function: protein binding. The record is from RefSeq and is a predicted model, not a curated record. NCBI's taxonomy places the organism in Eukaryota, Apicomplexa, Aconoidasida, Haemosporida, Plasmodiidae. The transcript has a single exon.
AUGCUGAAUGAUAUGAAUGAUAAAAAAGAUGGUAUGAGAAACAGAAAUCAUAAAAAAAACAAGAAAGAUGAAGAAAGAAAUAUAAGAAGACAUUCAAAUGAUAACAAUAAAAUUGUAAACAAUAUGAAAGACAACAACAAUAAUAAUAAUAAUAAUAAUAAUAAAAGUGUUAUACAUAGUGGUAAUAAUUUAAAAAAGGUUGAAGAGAAAAAAGUAUUUGAAAGAAAUAAAUUUGGUCAGUUUAUAAAAAAAUCGAUAUCUCCAUCUUUAAAAGACAGCAAUAUAAAAAGUAAUAAUAAUAAAAAUAUGAAAACUAAUAGUAAUACUAAUGAGGUGAAUAAUAAUAAUAAUAAUAAUAAUAAUAACAACAAUAAUAAUAAUAAUAAUAAUAAUAAUAAUAAUAACAACAACAAUAAUAAUAAUAACACCUUAAGUAAUAAAGAAAAAAUAAAAGUUCUUAUUGAUAAAAUUAAAAAAAUACAAAAUAAAAAAGAAGUUAAUAAAACGUUAGAUAAACCUAUGUAUAUGAGAAAUUUUCAGGAUGAAAAAAAAGUUUCUAAUAGUAAUAAUGCUAAUAAAAUAAAAAGAAAUGGAGAUCCAAGAAAUUUAGGAGAUAUAAAAAGUAAUGAUAAUAUAAAAAGUAAUGAUAAUCUAAAAAAUAGUGAUAAUAUAAAAAGUAAUAAUAAUAUAAAAAGUAAUGAUACUCUAAAAAAUAGUGAUAAUAUAAAAAAUAGUGACAAUCAAAAAAAUAGUGAUAAACAAAAAAAUAGUGAUAAUCAAAAAAAUAGUGAUAAUAUAAAAAAUAGUGAUAAUCAAAAAAAUAGUGAUAACCUAAAAAAUAGUGAUAACCUAAAAAAUAGUGAUAGUCAAAAAAAUAGUGAUAAUCUAAAAAAUAGUGAUAAUCUAAAAAAUAGUGAUAAUCUAAAAAAUAGUGAUAAUCUAAAAAAUAGUGAUAAUCUAAAAAAUAGUGAUAAUCUAAAAAAUAGUGAUAAUCUAAAAAAUAGUGAUAAUCUAAAAAAUAGUGAUAAUCAAAUAAAUAAUGAUAAUCAAAAAAAUAGUGAUAAUCAAAAAAAUAGUGAUAAUCUAAAAAAUAAUAGGGAACCCAUAUGUAAUGAGGAAAAUGAAACUAGUGAAAACGUCAAUAGUAAAGAGAAGGUUAUAAAUAAUAGAGACUGUAAAAAUAACGAUAAGAUUAAAAUUAAUAGAGAAGUAAACAGUAGUAGAGAAAAUAGAAGGAAUGAUGAUACUAAUAUAAGUGGUGAUCAUAAAAAUAAUAUUGAUCAUAAAGGUAGUAAUAAUAAUGUAUCAAGAAAUAAUAAUACAUCUAAAAAUAAUAAUACACCCAAAAAUAAUAAUACACCCAAAAAUAAUAAUACAAUCAAAAAUAAUAAUACAUCUAAAAAUAAUAAUACAAUCAAAAAUAAUAAUGCUACUAAAAGUAUGAGCGACUCCAUAAAUAGUGAUAUCAUAAGUAAAUCCGAUUGCAUCAAUAAGGUUGAUGAAAAUAAAUCACAUAAUGAUGAUGAGAGUAGUAAGAAGGAAGAUGAAGAGGAUACUAAUAAAAUUGAAGAUGAUAAUUUAAUAAAUAAAGAUGAAAAGAGAGGAGAAAAUAUGAGUGUAGCUAAGGAAGAUAAUGAGACUUAUUAUAGAAGUAGUAGAAGAGAGAGGUGUCGUAAUUUGAAGAAAGAAGAUAAUUUAAAAAAUAUAAAUGAUGAAGAUAAUAAUGUAAGUCCUUUUAUAAAAGAAGGAAGGAAAAGGAGUGUAAGAGAUAGAAGUAAUUUAAGAAAUUUUAAUUAUAUAAAUGUAAAUAAUAAUAUAAAGGAUGACGAUUUUGGUGAUGAUAAUAAAAAUAGUAGUGUAAUAAAAAUGAAUGAAAGAAAAAAGACGAUUCUAAGAACACGUGUAAGACAUAGAAGAAGAAGUCAAAGGAAAAGAGGAAGGAGAAGUUCAAAUUUAAGAAAUAAUAGAAAUAAUAUAAAUUCUGUUACUAAAAGUAAUUAUGAUAUGUCUGAAGGAGAAAAUUAUGAAAAAGGUAGAAAAUUUUUUUAUGAUAAUAAUAGUAAUUAUAAUGAAUUAGAUCCAUUAAAUAGUAAAUUCUCGAAUAUAAAAAUUUCAAAGAAUUUUUUUCUUAAAAUGAAUGAUGAUGAAGAUGAAGAAGAAGAUGAUGAUAAGACUAGUAGUAAGAACAGUUCAUAUUCUUUGGGAUUAAACGAAAGAAAUAUGGAAAAGAAGAUAAUCAUAUUAGAGGAAAAGGAUGGAAUAUAUGAGAUAAAUGAGAAUUAUUUAGGAUAUGACAAUAAUAAAAAUAUUGAUCCCAAUAUGAUAUAUAAUGAUGAUAAUAAUAAAAAUAUUGAUCAGAGUAUGAUACAUAAUGAUGAUAAUAAUAAAAAUAUUGAUCAGAGUAUGAUACAUAAUGAUGAUAAUAAUAAAAGUAUUAAUCAUAAUAUGCUACAUAAUGAUGAUAAUAAUAAAAAUAUGGAUGAGGAUCAUAUAAAGAAGAGUCAGAAUAUGAAUGACGAUUGUAACAGUUUUAAAUGUAAUGAUGAUAAUUAUUGCGAAUUAAAUAAUAAGACAAAACAAAAUGAUAAGAAAAUUAAUAUUGAUCAUAAUAAUAUGAAUGAUGUUAAAAAUAUAUAUAAUAUAUAUAAUAUAGAUAAUAAACUAUGUAAAAUAAAAAAGAGAGUAUUAAACAAUGAAGAGAUAUUAAUAUUAUUAAAUUUAUUAAGAGAUAUUAAUAUAAAUCGAUUUACUUUGAAACAUGUUAUGACAAGUAAAGAUUGUAUGUAUGAAAAAUUUAUGUUAUAUAAUUUAUUUUCAUAUAAUAUAACAUGUUUAAAAAGUCCUUUAAAACUGAUGUAUGCAUAUUGUUUGUUUAAGAAUUUAAAAUUAUUUUAUCAGAUACAAUAUAAAAAUAUGAAUAUGACAGAAAAAUCUAUUCCAAAUUAUAAAAUAAAAAAUAAUUUAUUAGAUACACAUUGUAUUAUAUUAAGUAUGUUUGAUAAUUAUUAUCAAAAUGUAAGUAAACAAAAAAUAUCUAUAACUGAUUUUAUUAAUUCAUUUUAUUUAAAUAUACAUAAUAUAAAUAUUGGUAAAAAAAAAGUACCACCAAAUAAAAAUUAUGAAAAUAUUGUAUUACCAGAAAAAGAUAAUAGAAAAAUAACAUCAAUGUAUACAAAUAGACCUAUUCUAUAUUCUAAUUAUAUAAAUAAAGAAACUGAUAUGAAUAUAGAAAAACAAUCUAAUAAACUUAAUGAUAUUAACAUGGAAAAUUAUCAUACUGUUAAUAAAAAUAAUAAAUCUAUAAGUAAUAAUUCUAUAAAUAAUAAAUCUAUAAAUAAUAAAUCUAUAAAUAAUAAAUCUAUAAAUAAUAACAAUUAUCAUAGUCACUACAACUUAAAUGAUAAUAAAUACAAUAGUGUAUGUAAAAACAAAUUAACAUCACAUAUAAAUGAUAUAUCUCAAGUUCAAAAUUAUAAGCAAAAUGAUAAUUCUGAUAAUAUAAAUAAAGAUGUAUAUAGAAAUAUAUAUAAAGAACAAAAUUUAUAUCAUUUACAUAAUUAUAAUGAUAUGAGUAAAGGAUCUAAUGAUCAUAACGUUAAAACGAUUGAUAUGCAAAAUAAUAGAAAAGAAAAUGAUUUAAAAAAUUCUAUAUAUCAAGAUAAUAAAAUGUAUCUUCUGAGCAAUGAAAAAACACCAUGUUUUAAAGAUAUAGAUAUAAAUAAGAAUUAUGAAAAUACAUAUGGUAAUUAUGAUGAUAUAAAUAGAUACAACAACAAUAAUAAUAUUAAUACGGAUGAGGGUAAAAAUGAAAAGGAUAUCUAUUUAAAUAAUGAUAAUAGAAAAAGGAAAUAUUUUACAAAUAAAAAUAUAUUAGAAUAUGAAAAUAAAAAGAAAAAAAUGUCAUAUACAAUAAAUAUGAAUAAAAAUUAUGAUAAUGAAUCUGUAAAUAAUAAAAGUCAUAUGAUGUUGUGGAAAUAUAAAGAAUUAGAAAAUAUUAAAAAUAUGAUAAACAAUGAAAAAGAUGAGGAAGACUGUACUCCAUUAGCACAUACUAUAAAAAUUACAGAAAAUUGUAAUAAUAUAAAUAUGGAUGAAUACAAUGAAAGAAAUAAAAAUGAAGAAUAUAAUGAUGAUAUGAGGAAUUAUAAAGUGUUAAGAGGUGCUAAUUUUGAGUGUUAUGAUGUCAAUGAAUCUGUACAUAUUCAGGAUGUUAAUGAUAAAAGGGAAGAAAAGAAAAUCGGGGCAUCGUUAGAUAUUAAGAAUGAUGAAAAUGAUGAUGUAAAUCAAAAUGAUGAUGUAAAUCAAAAUGAUGAUGUGAAUGAAAAUAAUGAUGUGAAUGAAAAUAAUGAUGCGAAUAAAAAUAAUGAUGUGAAUAAAAAUGAUGAUGUAAAUCAAAAUGAUGAUUUAAAUAAAAAAAAUAAUAUAAAUCAAAAUAAUGAUGAUAAUAAUUAUAUCAUAGAGAAAGGUGAAAAUUAUGAAGAAAAAGAAAAUAUAGAAAAUAUACAAUAUGAUAAAAAUGAUUCAAAUAAUGAUAUACAAUAUAAUAUGCCUUUCAAAGAUAAAUCCUUAUUAUUAUUUGAUCAGAAGAAUAUGAAUAAUGAGAAUAAAAAAGAAAAUAAUCCAAUUAAAAUGGAAGAUAUAAAUUUUUCAGUGGAUAUGGAAUAUUCUCCAAUGUUAAGAAAUAGAAGAAUAAAUUAUGAUAAUAAAAAUAAUGAUAUAUAUGAUAAAAAUAAUAUCUAUAACAAUAAUGUUGAUAGUUGUAUUAAGAAUGAUGAGUAUCUUCAUAGUAGUGACAAUAAUAUUAGUGUGAAUAAAUAUAACAGUGUGAGUAAACGAAGGAGACGAGUAGAUAGAAAUAAAGAGAGCAAUGAAAAAGAGAAACGAGUUUAUAGAAAUGAUAUAAUGGAACUUCAAAAUGUGGAUGUGAUGCUACUUGAACGUAUAAAAAAUAAUUAUAAGAUGUUAAUUGAAAAUGAUAAUGAGAAUAAAAAAAAAAAAAAAAAAAAUACUUCAACUGUAACAUUAAUGGGAGAUGAAGAUGACACAUAUGAUAAUAAUAAUGAAAACAACAAUAAUAAUAAUAAUGAUAAUAAUAAUGAGAAUAAUAAUAAUGUGAACAACAAUAAUAAUAAUAAUAAUGAUGAGAGUCAUAACAAUAAUAUUAGUAAUAAUAAUAUGAUCCAAAGGACUAAUGCAAAAAUAGAAAAGUGCCGAAAAAACAAAAUAACAUAUUUCAAUAAAUAUAGUAAAUUAUUAAAUAAUGAAGAUAAGAAAAAGAAAAAAAAUAUGCUAACUACCGAAUGUUUAUAUAAUAAUAAUUUUAAUAUAUUAGAUAUAAAAGUGAAUACACAUUUUGCUCAUAAUUAUCAUAUUUCUUUAUUUUUUUUUUGUAAAUAUACAUCAUAUAAUUUAUAUUUACAUCCAUUAAAUAAGAAUGAACAUAUAGUAUCUUAUGUUAUUUUAAAUUCUAAGAAUGAAGUAUUGACAGAUAAUGGAAAUUCAUUUGUAUUAAGAUAUUUAUUAUCUUUCUUAACAAAUAAAAUCUCUAGUUUAAAAAAAUGUUAUGCAAAUGCUUUAUAUAAUUCUUAUUUAUUACAAAUACCUAUACGUAUAUUUAGACAUCAUAAUCUAGAAAAUAAAUAUAGUCCAAAUUAUGGUAUUAGAUAUGAUGGUAUAUAUAAAAUCAUUAAUGCUUUUACUAUUAAUGAUUAUUCUACUCCUGAAUAUAAAAGAGAUAUAUUAUAUGUUUUUAAAAGAUUAUAUGUUGACAAAUGCUUUAUAUCAAAUAUUAAUCAUAAAAUUCUUGAUGAUCAAGCUGAAAGGAAAAAAAAAUUUAUAGAAAAAAAUUCAGUUUCUAUUAAUGUUAUCAUGAAUAAAGAAAUUAUUAUGACAUUAAGAAUACCUUAUUUAAAAAAUUAUAAAUCCACUACCUUUACAAAUUUUAAUCAUAUAUAUAAAUUUAUAAGGAAAAAAUGUAUUGAAAAGAAGUUAGCUACUUCAUGGGUAGAAUCUGAGAUGAGUACAUAUGAGGCUUGUAUGCAGCAUAUUAGAUCUAAAGAAAGAGAAAAAGAAAAAAAUAAUAAUUCUAUAAAUAUCGAAAAAAUGAAUAAUAUCAAAAAUGAUGAGAAUAAUAUAAAAGAUGUAUAUAAUGAAAGGAUAAGUUCUAGUGAUGAUGCAUUUAAAGAUUGUAUACAAGCGAUAAAUAUUGAUAAUCAUAUGGAUCAAGAUGUUGACGAUGGAUUUGUUAUAAAUGAGGGUAAUAAUAAAAUAAAAGAUAUGAAAAAUAAAAAUUGUAAUGUUAAUGAGAAUAUAUAUGUGCAUACUAAUAAAAAUAAUAUGAAUAAUAAAAAUAAUAUGAAUAAUAAAAAUAAUAUGAAUAAUAAAAAUAAUAUGAAUAGUAAUAAUUAUAUUAAUUAUAUGAAUUGCAAUUCAUCGGAAGAACGUCAAUAUCCUUAUUGGUGUCUUGGAAAAUAUUUACCUUUUGUUUUAAUUCUAGAAACAUUAAACUUUGAAAAAGAAAUUGAUAUAUAUAAAGGUAUGAGAACAAAAAAUUUAAAGAAUCUAAAAAUAUCUAUAAUAAAAACAGAAAUACCAAUAAAUUGUGAAAUGGCUAAAAGACCAGCACAUUUAUUUAUACCUAUAAAAAGUAAAGAAGCAAUAUCUGCAUAUAUAGAAUUAAAAAAACCAUAUGAUAAUAAUUGGAAUCCAUAUGAAGAUUUAUCAGGUGGUAAAGAGAUAUUUAAGAUACCUGUUGAAAAUGUAGUAGAUGAAUCAUUACCUCCUAUGAAUUUUACAUAUGUAAAUAAAACUAUAUUUUUUUCAAGAUUACCUCCAUAUAAUUUAUUACCUUUAUGUUCUGGUUGUGCUCCUCAUAAUUAUAAUAAAAAGGAAUAUGUGGAUCUUUAUAUAAAUGGAUAUUGUAAAGGUAUAAGACAUAAAAAAACAAAUAGGAUAUAUUGUGAUGGAAAUAAAAAUUAUGAUAUUAAUGAUUUCAAUGUAUUAGCUGCAUGUUCAGGUAAUUGUUUAUGUGAUCCUUUAAAAUGUACAAAUAAAUUUCCAGAAGGUUUACAUUAUCCUAUAAAAGUUGUAAAGACAAAAGAUAUUGGUUGGGAUAUUGUUUCCUGUUCAUUUAUAAAAGCUAAUUCAUUAAUUAUGCAUUAUGUAGGAGAAAUUACUACAAGAAAAGAAAUGAUAUCUAGAGAACAUGAAUAUGAUAAAAAAGGUUAUUUUAAUUAUUUUAUUGAAACUGCAGAAGUAGAUGAAACAUAUCCAGAUGAUUGGAAAAUUCCAUGUAUUGAUGCUCUAUUUAUAUCUAAUGUUGCUAGAUUCUUAAAUCAUUCAUGUGAACCCAAUGUAAAUGUUAUAACUAUAUGGAGAGGUGAUAAUUAUCCAUCAGUUGGAAUAUUUGCUUCAAGAGAUAUACAACCUAAUGAACCUUUAAAAUAUCACUAUGGAAUCAAUUAUAAAAAUAUUAAGUGUAUGUGUGCAUCUAAAAAGUGUAAGGGUUACAUAGGUUAA